Molecule: messenger RNA, 997 nt
Organism: Photinus pyralis (common eastern firefly)
Lineage: Eukaryota; Metazoa; Arthropoda; Insecta; Coleoptera; Lampyridae
Product: putative nuclease HARBI1
Exons: 2
Coding region: 130-915 (261 amino acids)
Source: RefSeq, a predicted model, not a curated record
UCAACUAUAUGUAACAUUGUAUGGGAAACAUGUCAUAUUUUAUGGGCCGUUCUAUCUCCAACAUAUUUAAAGCCACCUUCAGAAGAGGGCUGGCUAAAAGUGACACAAGACUUUUACAACUUAUGGCAAAUGCCCAAUACACUCGGCGCAAUGGAUGGGAAACAUAUUAGAAUCCGAGCCCCGUCUAAUUCAGGAUCAAGAUUUUAUAAUUAUAAAAAAUACUUCAGCACAAUUUUAUUUGCUGUAUGUGACGCCAAGUAUAAUUUUAUCUAUGUGGAUAUUGGUUCUUAUGGAGCUCAGAGUGAUGGUGGUGUAUUUAGAAAAUCCAGUUUGGGGCAAAAAUUAUUAUCAGGGCAAUUAAACUUACCAAUAGGUUGUCCUUUACCAAACGAUCCCAACAAUUGUACUGUUCCAACAUUUUUUAUUGGUGAUGAGGCCUUUCCUUUGCUGACCAAUCUAUUAAGACCUUACAGCAAACGGGAGAAACGUAUGCCUGAAGAUCAACUUAUUUUUAAUUAUCGGUUGUCAAGAGGAAGACGGGUCAUUGAAAAUACCUUUGGCAUUAUGGUUGCCAGAUUUCGAAUAUUUCUUCGCGAAAUACAUGCUGAACCAGAAACAGUUGAUGCAAUUGUUAAAGCAGUUGUAUGCCUGCAUAAUUUUAUUAAAAGUGAGAAAAUUGACAUGUAUUAUAACAGUUCAGUUGUAGACAGGGACACAAAUGGUACUAUUCAACCUGGCAGUUGGCGAGAUAUGGUCAGUGAAAAUACAGCAUUUCAAUCUGGUACUGUACGUUUUGGGAACCGGAAUGCUGCUAAGGCUGCCUGGAAGCUUCGUGACUACAUUAAAGAAUAUGUAAAUGGCGUUGGGGGUGAUUUAUGUCCAUGGCAGUGGGAUUGUAUAAAAAGAACUGAAUAAUGUAGUACAUAGAAAAUAAAAUUUAUUUUGAAAUUCACAUUUAAAUAGGAUUUUAGGAAUAUAAAAAUAACUUGUGAAUUUA